AUGUCGAACGAAGCCAAGCAUGAAGAAAAUUCGCUUAUCAUGCAAGGGGGUAAACAAACCAUCACUGUCCGAUGGAGGAGCUUACCCUGGCACUGGUCUCCUUACUGGGUGGGGGCUUACCUUGUAAGCGAUGAUAUCACGCGCACAUCUCCCAUAAAGUUUCAAUUUGUUGUCAACAGCGUCCGAGGAGAGCACAAAUUCGACAUGUUGAACAUGCGAGAGGACAUUGUCUUCUACUUGUUCAAGGCGAUAGGCGACAAGGCGCAGUUGGUUGGGAAGAGCAAUGUCGUGUCUCUAGAAAGGAAGAAUCAGCCUACACAAGCACAUCUUGCCUACACGUCGAACCCUGGAGAGCUGCUGCUUUCUUGGACAACAGGUCGUAAUUUCACGAAUCAGAUGGUACAGUUUGGCCCAAGCACAAGCAACAUCACGGCUAUCAGCAUGGCAUCUUCUGCUCUCUUGUACUCCUCUGAGGAGAUGUGCGGAGGAUGGGCAAGCGGCGUUGGGUUUCGUGAUCCUGGCAUUAGACAUCGAGCGAUGAUGAAAGCUACUCAAGGGAGCAAAGACCUCUGCUAUAGAUACGGGAGCGACGUCGGAGACAUCUCGUACGCGAAGGGGUUUGAGUCAGAGUGGGAAAACUUCAUGGAUCAGGUUUGGAAGAUUGAGGAAAUCGCCACUCAAGUCCCGUACAUGACUGCUAUUGGUAACCACGAAAGAGAUUGGCCCAACAGCGGUGAGAAAGAGAAGCGUCAUGGGAAGAGCAGAAGCGUGAGAGGAAGUUUCGACUCAGGAGGAGAAUGUGGAGUUGCUUACAACAGGAGAUUUGUCAUGCCGGCCCCUUCACCAACCCUUCCAUCAUUCUCAGCCUUCUCCUCCUCGGCCUCUUCCGACUCGCCCUGGUACAGCUUCUCGCAUCCUCUUCUGCAUGUUGCCGUGAUCUCCACCGAGCAUUCGCUAGAGCAGCAGAAAAAGUGGCUUGAAGAGGAUCUGCGGCUGGUCGAUCGCUCAGUGACGCCAUGGGUGAUGGUUGUUGGCCAUCGGCCGAUGUACUUCACCGGUAUCUUGCCAGGAGCGGCGGAUGAUCAGCAGGUGGCGCAAGAGCUGAGGGAAGCGUUCGAACCUUUGCUCAUGCUGUACAAGGUUGACGUUGUUCUUGCUGGUCAUCACCACAGCUAUCAGCGCACUUGCCCCAUUUACCAUGGAGAAUGUCAGAAAACGGGAGACGGGGGAUACGCGGCUCCUGUCUAUCUAGUGACCGGCAACGGGGGCUACUUGAACUCGCCGAUCGUGAUGCCGAAGCCCAAGGAGUUCGAGUAUGCAGACUCGCUACACCAUGGCUACCUGAGAGUUUCUGUAGACGAGAAGUUUCUCGAAGUUCAAUAUCUGCGAACUUCCAGGCACGGCCAAGCGAAAACCCACGACAAGAUAAGGUUGGCGGCACACAAUUGAAUGGCGGGUAGAGAGAGGAAGGCAACGGGCGUGAGAGAUUGAAUGCAUGAAGUUGCUUACAAUCU
Guillardia theta CCMP2712 is the source of this 1514-nucleotide messenger RNA. RefSeq lists its product as hypothetical. The transcript is spliced from 15 exons. Bases 1 to 1449 code for a protein of 482 amino acids. Lineage: Eukaryota; Cryptophyceae; Pyrenomonadales; Geminigeraceae. The record is from RefSeq and is a predicted model, not a curated record. Gene Ontology annotation, molecular function: metal ion binding; acid phosphatase activity.